Messenger RNA from Opisthorchis viverrini, 1131 nucleotides. RefSeq lists its product as hypothetical. The transcript has a single exon. NCBI's taxonomy places the organism in Eukaryota, Metazoa, Platyhelminthes, Trematoda, Opisthorchiida, Opisthorchiidae. The coding region runs from base 1 to 1131 and encodes 376 amino acids. The record is from RefSeq and is a predicted model, not a curated record.
AUGGCAGAAGAUGAAAUCAACGCGCUCGUAAUCGACAACGGGUCCGGUAUGUGCAAAGCCGGGUUCGCCGGAGAUGAUGCACCCAGAGCCGUAUUCCCAUCCAUCGUUGGGAGACCCAGACAACCCGGAAUCAUGAUUGGAAUGGGACAGAAGGACAGUUAUGUCGGUGAUGAGGCACAGUCGAAACGUGGUAUCCUCACUCUGAAGUACCCGAUCGAGCACGGAAUCGUGACCAACUGGGAUGAUAUGGAGAAGAUCUGGCAUCACACGUUCUACAACGAACUGCGUGUCGCCCCCGAGGAACACCCAGUCCUACUCACCGAAGCACCCAUGAACCCAAAAGCGAACCGUGAGAAAAUGACACAGAUCAUGUUCGAGACGUUCAACACACCAGCCAUGUACGUGGCCAUUCAGGCUGUGUUGUCGUUGUAUGCAUCUGGUCGGACGACUGGGAUUGUGUUAGACUCCGGGGACGGUGUGAGUCACACAGUGCCGAUCUACGAGGGUUACGCCCUACCACACGCUAUCCUCCGUCUGGAUCUGGCUGGUCGAGAUCUGACUGACUACCUGAUGAAAAUCAUGACGGAACGCGGCCACUCGUUCACCACGACAGCUGAGCGAGAAAUCGUUCGCGAUAUCAAGGAGAAGCUGUGCUACGUCGCACUCGAUUUCGAUCACGAGAUGGCGACUGCCAGUGAGAGCUCAUCACUGGAGAAGGGUUACGAGCUUCCCGAUGGACAGGUGAUCACGAUUGGCAACGAACGAUUCCGCUGUCCCGAGGCCAUGUUCCAACCGAGUUUCCUCGGUAUGGAGUGUGCCGGUCUGCAUGAGACCGCCUACACAUCGAUCAUGAAAUGCGACGUGGAUAUUCGAAAGGACCUGUAUGCGAACAUUGUUUUGUCUGGCGGUUCGACCAUGUUCCCCGGCAUCGCCGAUCGAAUGCAGAAGGAGAUUACAUUGUUGACGCCGAGCACAAUGAAGAUCAAGAUAAUCGCUCCUCCGGAGCGCAAAUACUCGGUGUGGAUUGGAGGUUCAAUUUUGGCUUCCCUAUCUACAUUCCAUCAGAUGUGGAUCACCAAACAGGAGUAUGACGAAUCUGGCCCGGGUAUUGUACACCGAAAAUGCUUUUAG